Pelagomonas calceolata is the source of this 885-nucleotide messenger RNA. NCBI's taxonomy places the organism in Eukaryota, Pelagophyceae, Pelagomonadales, Pelagomonadaceae. The record is from the annotation of a GenBank genome assembly.
AUGGCGCGCGACCUCACAAGCGACGUCAAGGCGCUCUGCCGGUCGAUGCCGCGCGGCGGCGGGCCGCCCGCCGCGGCAGCGGCGCCGCCGCCGCCCUACGUCGCUGCGUUCACCGCGGCCUGCGCCGACGUCGCGGCCGACGCGCGGAAGGCGCGCUCGAACCUCGCGCAGCUCGAGACGCUGGUCCGGGGCGCGUCCAUCUUUUCGGACCCCGCCGAGAAGAUCGCUCAUUUGGUGCACGCGGCGUCGGAUCGGCUGGGCCGCGCCGCCGCGGCGCUCGCGAACGCGCGGCGGCGGCACCUCGACGCGCACCGGCCACGCCCCGGCAGGGAGGGCCCCCUCGCCUACAAACACUGCGCGGCCAUCGAGGCGGCGCUCGCGGCGGACCUCGACAAAAUCUCGCGGGACCUGCGCGCGGCGACGCGGUCGCGGGCCGAGGCCGUGAAGCAGCACGCCGAGCGGCGCGAGAUGUUCGGCAAAUCCGCCGACCGCGAGGCGGCGCCGCGCGCCCGCGCGCCCGUCUUCGACGCCCUGCCGCGGCCGGACGACACGACGCCGGGCUCGGGCGGCGUCUCCGGCGCGCGGCAGCAGCAUCUUUUAAUUCCGGACCAGUACGUGACGCAGCGCGCCGACGCGGCGCAGCGCGUCGAGGCCCAGGUCCAGGAGGUGUCGCAGAUCUUUGGAAGGGUCGCGGACCUCAUCAAGGACCAGGGCGAGUCCGUCGAGCGCAUCGAGAUUAAUGUGGAGAGCGCCGCGGCCGACGUCGAGGCGGCCGAGGGCGAGUUGAUGGACCGGCUCGACAGCAUGGGCGGGAACUUGGUGAUCGGGCUGAAGGUCGGCGGCAUCGUCCUCGCGACGAUGGUCGCGUACGUCAUUCUGGUCUAA